UGGGCUGCAGCUGUGUGCCGAGUGGGCCGCAGGUUGAGAACCGCUGCUGGGGUGAAUUGGGGUGGGGGGGCGUGCCUUCCCCUACUUUGUCUGUGCAUUGGGCAUGCCUUGGAUGUGGGGCGUUGUCCACCUGGCCUAGAAAAGAGCAGAGGGAGGGGCCGUGGGUGGUCCCGUCACUGUGCAGUGGAGCUUCCUGCUCUUCUGGGGGGAUUUAUUGCUAAUAAAGAUCACUGUGAAUCUUCUUUUGACCUUGGCUCGUGCGGACAUGGAGUGUGGCGUAAGAUGUUUGGCUGGUGCCAGGAGGUGACUUGGUCCCCAGACUCCCUGGUGGCAGAUUCUUGGCUUCUCCCCAGGACUGUCCUCUCGUAGCUGGCCCCACAUAUGACAUUUUUUUCAACUUACCCAAGGUGCCUAUUGUUAAUCGCUGUCCCAUGCUCACAGUGGGAGGGAGCCCUGUCUGCCCACCAGGAGAACCACUUCCCAGCCCCUGGCUGCUGGCAGCACAGGCACCCACUCUGGGCUCCGCAAGCUGGCUCUUUCCCCCUGCAGACUACCAAGUUACACACCCCACGUUGUUACACUUGCGGGCCCCGGCUCCUAUCUUCCGGGACACCCAAAGUGUGUGCUGGUCUGCUGCCUCCAUGGAAGCAGUGCAGUUUAGCUUUCUGUUUUCGCCUCAGUUCAGCACUCUCCUUCGCACCAGGCACUUAGACGGGGUUAUGGUAAAGCUAGAUAGAAGUGCAUUUCACAAAGCUUGGGAUAAAGAUUUAAAUAAAAGCAAGUGUGAGGGCUUGGCAACGGAAGGUUACAGGUAAAAGAUAAACAUAAAUGCCGUCUGUAGCCCAGGCUUGUUAACAGGUUCCUUUCCUGCCUGGUAAAGUGUUUCUUGCGGAAUGGGCUGUUUCUGCAGCGCUUGUCCAGUCCAGAGAGCUGACACACAGAGGGACAUUAGGAUCAAAGGCCCAGAGGAUGCUUCGCUCUGACGGCCCUGCUAUGGCAAUCUCUUGCCAGGCAGACACAGAGCUCCGGGACCUGGAUGAGGAGCAGCUCUGGGAGAUUCUGGAGAGCCAUCGCUACCGGAUUGUGCGCAGCACCUGCCCAAAUCGGCUUACCCCCUACCUGCGCCAGGCCAAGGUCCUGGACCAGCUGGAUGAGGAGGAGGUUCUGCAUAGCCCCCAGUUCACCAACAGCGCCAUGAGAGUGGGUCACAUGUUGGAUCUUCUGAAAACCCGGGGGAAGAACGGAGCCCUGGCCUUCCUGGAAAGCCUGAAACUUCACAACCCCGACACCUACACCCUGAUAACUGGCCUGGAACCCUCCAUUGAUCUCAGCAACUUUAGUGGCCUGAUCGAGACAUCCAAGCUGACCGAGUGCCUGGCGAAGGCCGUGAACAGCUUGCAGGAGGAGCUGACCCAGGAGAAGCACCAGAAGGUGUCUCUGCUGCACCACUGCCGCCAGCUGAAAGACCACGUGUCCCAGCUGAAGGCCCAGAACAAGUGUCUGCAGGGCAUCGAGGCCGAGCACAACCGCAUGAAGAGAGAGGUCAGCUCCCAUUUCCACGAGGUGCUGAAGCUGAAGGAUGAGAUGUACAACCUGUCCAUGCACUACACCAACGCCCUGCAGGAGAAGGACUUGGCCAUCACGCGAAGCCAGGGCCUGCAAGAGGAGCUGUAUCUGAUGAAGCAGGAACUGCAGCGAGCCAGGGUGGAGUCCUACCGUGAGAGGGAGAGGUCCCUGCGCAUGCCCAGUGAUCUGCAGCCACAGGCGGAUGAGCUGCUGCAGCUGAGGGAGGAAAACGAGAAGCUCCAGUCACUGGUGGUGCUGGAGACUUUCAGCCUGGUGCAGAAGGAUAUUCUGGAGCAGAACCUGGAUGAGGCUCUGGAGGGCAAACAGGAGCUCCUUGAUCGAAUCCACUCGCUGAGGGAGCAGGCAGUGAUCGCUGAGAAUCAGCGCAAGCAGUAUUGGGAGGAGAAGGAGCACACCCUGAUUGAGUGCCACAGAAUGAAGGUGGAUUGUGAGAUCUACAAGGAGAAAAUCAGUGCCUUGCAAGGGCAAGUGGCCGAGCUGCAGAAGGAGCGAGAUCAGGCAUACGGCGCGAGGGACACGGCCCAACUGGAGAUCUCCCAGAACCUGCUGGAGAAGGAUUCCCUCCGCAGGAAAGUGUUUGAGCUGACGGAUCAGAUCUGUGAGCUGAGGAAGCAGGCCAGUCAGCAGCAGGCAGAGCUGGGCAGCAGGGUGCACGGGGUGAAGGGGGAAGGUCUCGCUAGCCUGGAGUCUGAGGAGCAGUGGCCAAAGAGGAAACAGUGGCUGGUGCGCAUGCAUGCCAUCUGCCCUGGGGACAAGAGCCAGGGCAGCCUCAGUGUGUCCGAGCUGUGCUCAGAUUUCAGCGGGAGGAUGAGCCACGAGCUGCCAGAGAGCUUCCGGUCGUGCAGCCCCAUCCCGCCCUGUGAGCUCUCCCUGCAGAGGAGAGCCACGCAGGAGUGCCUGGAGAGCUUCCUCUCCACGAGCAGCUCCCAGGAGUUCCUGGAGGUGGAUUUCAGUCACAUUGCAGGGGAAAAGGCGGAGUCAUCUGACUUGGAGUAUGAGAUGGUGGAGAAGGACGAGGGCAAUGCCCGGCCGCUCACCUUAGAUGAGAGGUACAUCCCGCUGCCUGCGGAUUUCUGGCCCCCAUUAGGGAGGGCUCAGUGCCCUCUCGGAGCCUGGAAUAAAGCAGGUACGCCCAUUCGCCGGCGGCCUGCACGGCGGAUCCUGAGCCGCAUCAUCACCAUUGCCUUACACGGCAAUGCCCUGCUGGAGCAGAUCAGCAUCAUCGGGGGCAACCAGACGGGCAUCUUCAUUCACAGGGUCACUCCUGGCUCAGUUGCCGACGAGAUGUCUCUGUCCCCAGGCAGUCAGAUCAUGGUGGUGGAUUAUGAAGUCAUAGACCCAGCAUUCAAGGCCAUCCUGGAAGAUGCAACCCUGGAGGAGGCACUUUGGGUCCUGAAGAGGGUGAAUGGCUUCUGCUGCCUGUCUGUCAGAAUGAAUAUGGAGGGUUACAAGAGGCUGGUGACUGACCUAGAGAACAAGGUGGUGACCUCGGGUGAUUCGUUCUACAUCCGGGCCAACCUGGCCCUGGAAGGGAAGGCAGCGGGGGAGCUGCCGGUGCAGUGCAGUGACAUCCUCCACGUCACAGACACCGUGUUCUAGGGCAAGAGCCAGUGGAGUGCCUGCCGGGUGAAUCCCUACAGCAUGAAGGACAUGGAUGCAGGCAUCGUCCCCAACUACUACCAGGCUCAGCAACGGCUCAUUGGCCUUAUCCAGGACAUGGCCCAGCAGACCACAUCUGCUCGUAAGGUUUCAGGGGGGCAGCCAAAGCUGGUGCGGAUCAUCAGCACAUACAAGAGCAAGAUCAACCCUCUGUGGUCGUCCAUCGACUGUAACAUCUACGAUCCCAACCAGGCGGAUGCCUGCCCCCAGAUCUGCCUGCAGGCAGGGAGCUGCUUCACGCUGAUGCCGUACACACUGGUGAGACCUCACAAGCUGGCCCAGCUGCGCCCUGUUCUCUUUGUGCCCACGCUGCUGGGGAAGAUCCUGAGCGACAAGCUGUGCCUCACCAAGGGCUUUGAAAAAUGCCCGUCAGGACUCCUGUGUGAGGCCGAAUGCACAACCCAGAAUGGAACUUUGGUCCGGGGAAAGGGGGAGCUGGACAGUCGCUGCUGUGUCACACGCCAAGUGCUUCAGCUGCUGCUGGAGAAGGAUGUGCACAGCCUGCUGGACGUGGGGCUGGAGUGCGUGCGAGCCCUGCACGCUGCGGGGAUCUAUCCCAUCCUCCUCCUCGUUUCCAUCAGUGAGAAGAAUGCCAAGAAGCUCAAGAAGGCACUGCAGCGCCUCAGAGCAACAGAGGAGCAGCUUCUGGACUGUGUGCGGAGAGAGGAGGCCCAGCUGGAGAAAGUACCCUGCCUGUACGGCACCGUUGCCCCCGACACCUGGAGCGACCUGGAUGCGCUUGUCAGGGCUGUGCAAGCAGCCGUCGCCAAUGAGCAGAAGAAGAUUGUGUGGCUAGAACAAAAUCUUCACUGAUCUCCCUGGACACAGGGUGGGGCAGGGGGAACCGUCACCUUGGCAACUCUGCAAAUGUCACCUAUUUAAACCAAGAGUUUGGUUUGGGGUGUGGGGAGGGGGAGGUUUGAAAGACCCUCUUACCUAAAGGGCUAAUGGACUUCGCAGCGCUGGGUGAGCCCCCCACCUGCCCAGCUGGCCUCUGCCCUGUCAGCAGAGAAACACAGUAACUCUAGUUCAGAGAGAGGCUGGUUUUAAUGCCACCCGUCAUGGUGUGAAAGGGAAGCUGGCUGGGGUGAGCUGGGCUGCCUCUGAACGGUGUCCCUAGUGCCAGAGCGGGUCCCCGGGCUGGGCAGGGCACCCUGCCUGGUGCCUGGACCCCUCCACCUGUUCUCCCUGCCUGGCUCUAGCUGCUCGGAAGCGCAGUCACCAGCCCACCUGCGCAGGGAGGGAACAGCAACUCCCACAGGCCUUGCCAUGUCCCCUGUCUAGCUGCCCCCACGGGUCUGCCUCGUUGUACUGGGUAUCCCAGCUCCCUCUGGAUCUCUGCACACCUUGCUCCCAGAGCCCUGGGGAUAGCAGGGAGCCAGGACUGAACAAGGUGUGCUCGUUCCAGGGACUGUAAAUUCUGUAGUUUGCUAAAUUAAACUUUGUUGUUACUGUGUGUUCAGACCCCUCCUGGCCCUCCCUGAGGUGGUGACACCAAAUCCAAUGUACUGGCCCUAUGGAGAGGGGGCUCUCAGCUCCUCCAUGGCUAGCUGGAGCCUCCCUGGCAAAUGGGGCAAAAGCCCCGCUGUGGGGAGCUCCCAGCAGCACUAGUCCCAACCUCCAGCUGCAGGAGGUGCUGUUGGAGCCACUGCAGGAAGAGCUGCAGUGAAAAGUGGCUUCAGCAGGAGAUCGGCGCAGAGGUUAGGUUGUGAGUAAGCCGAGGACGUUCUCCCAGCAACUUUACAGAGAUCAUGUAUUUGACCGCUUUCUGGUUGGCUGCAGUCCAGCGCUGCCUGUUGCUGGGUGCGAUGACACCCCACUGAGGAGGAAAAUGUCUCGUUUGAGCUUCAGGGGCAGAUGCUGUUUUGA
Molecule: messenger RNA, 5115 nt
Organism: Chelonoidis abingdonii (Abingdon island giant tortoise)
Lineage: Eukaryota; Metazoa; Chordata; Testudines; Testudinidae
Gene: CARD14
Product: caspase recruitment domain family member 14
Biological process (GO): regulation of apoptotic process
Cellular component (GO): cytoplasm
Molecular function (GO): CARD domain binding
Source: RefSeq, a predicted model, not a curated record